Aedes aegypti (yellow fever mosquito) is the source of this 1126-nucleotide messenger RNA. RefSeq names its product transcriptional adapter 1. Gene Ontology annotation, cellular component: SAGA complex. The transcript has 2 exons. Gene Ontology annotation, molecular function: transcription coactivator activity. Lineage: Eukaryota; Metazoa; Arthropoda; Insecta; Diptera; Culicidae. Bases 110 to 1033 code for a protein of 307 amino acids. Gene Ontology annotation, biological process: regulation of transcription by RNA polymerase II. The record is from RefSeq and is a predicted model, not a curated record.
UCUUGUUUGUUUCUCUGUUUCAUCUUCCAAACACUUUUUGUUUAGAGUAGUUCAGUGAGUUUGGUAGUUAUUUAAUUCUGUUGUUAAAAUUUCAAAAAAGUGUGCAAAAAUGACCUCGGCGGAGGAAGUGGAUCCGGUUCUGACGGCCAAACAAACCUUGAUGCUGGCCCUCGGGGAAAAAUGGCCGCUCUAUUUGGCCAACAUGAAGCUGUGGUUCCGCAAGAAAACCCUGAAGGAAGAGUUCGAUCUUGAGUGCCGAAAGUUGUUCAGCUCGGAUCAGAUGCACCUGCACAACCGGUUCCUGUUGGCGAUUCUAAACAAAAUCGACGCCGUUUCACCACCGCAAAGUAUUAAUAGCUAUGGGACAGAGUCCAGCCAUGGCAGCAAGAGUGGAAGCUCUAAGAAGCGGAAGAGGUCAUCUAAGUCGUCGACGGAUCGGGCCACUUUCGAACCGGCCACGGUACACGAUUUCAUUCCGAAGGAACUGGUGGAUUACGAGCAGGUGGCCAGUCAGAGUGCAACGAUUCCCACAAUUCGGUAUGCUGCCCAGGAGCUGUUCCUCCCGGACAAUGGUCUCGUUCUGGGCCGAUUGCUUGUAGGCGCCUGGGAAAACGGUCUCCUGAAUGUGGACGAGAAUGCCGUGGAAUUGAUUGUCCACGCGGUGCAAGUGCUGCUGAAAAACAUUCUGACGGCGGUCAUUACCAAGCGGAAGCACUUCCGGACGACGGCCAAUGGGACGUUUGCGUACGACAUCGGGCACCCGGUGGCGCAUCCGUUCAAUCGGAACACGGUGACCAAGGCGAAGAUCGACGACGAACCGAUGGAGCUGGACAAGGAAAUCACGACCGUGUGCUAUCUGAAGCCACCGCCCGGCGAGUCGCUGUUUCUGGCGUCCUGUGGGGAACCUUAUCCAAACCAAAUCAAGAAGAUCACGGUCUACGACGUUUACAAGACGCUGCUCAACAGGAACAUCAUUCCAUCGCAUUCCGUGUAUUCGAUGAACAUGGAACGAAUAUCGAGUUUGCUCUCUUGAAUAGUUAGAUCUUGUGCGGUAAGUAAUGUUGCCUCUUUGUGUUAAGUCAUUUAAAUUUAAUUAGCUUGUAAUUAAAAUAGACAUUUAACGGAA